GCCUUGCGCCUAUGCUGCGCAGGAUCUAUUGCAUCCGAAAACAUUGUUCGUCAUUCCACCAUGGAUCAUAUAAAGCACAGAUGCCCUCGCAGCAGCCUUUCACACCUUCUCCCUCUAAUCUUUUAACUAUUCUUUUCAAAAAUUUCCCCCUCGGCCGUUAACUUAGUGCUUCAAAGCCUCUAAAUUUACGAUGUUCUUCAACUUUGCUGUUCUUCUAGCUGGCGCUGGUUUCGCCGUUGCUCAAUCAGAACUCUCUUCGCAGUGCCAGACUGCACUACUUAACACUGCAGCCUCGUCCAGUGCCGCAUGUUUGAAUCCAUCUGGGCUUGUCUCGCUCGUCGUCACGAAUUCGAACUCAAGUUCGAUUAUUCCCGGUGUCAACACCUGGCUUUCUGGCUUGUGCUCUCAAGCCGCCUGCAGUAAUUCGACGCUCCAAACUGUCGUAACAGACCUCGUUUCGGGAUGUUCUACCGAACUCUCGAGUCUUGGAGUGACUACCAAUUCUACUGAUAUUGUCACAUCCAUUCAGGCCGCCUACCCUACUGUUCGACAGCUUAUGUGUUUGAAAGACACUUCAACGAGCACUCUUUGUGUUCCUGAGCUGCUGACGAGCGCCCAGUCCGCCACGACCACUAUUUCGCUGAAUAACAUAGUCGCACUUGUCACAAAAUUGGUGUCCGGUCAGAGCACUGGAAUUCCCUCGAGUGCCACCUGCACCAACUGUACUAAGGCUGCCUAUACUAUCCUUAGUCAGGGUCUCCCUGAAGUUGCUAGUACUGCUCAAAGUUCAUUUUCAUCUGAAUGUGGUACCAACUACACAGAUGGUCAGAUGCCUUCUGAUAUCCAGGAGACAGCAAGCAAUUCCUCAUCAACGACCACUAGUGGUGCUAUUGCGCUUUCCGUUGGUAGUCUCAACAUGGGUGCUACUGCUGUUGUAGCCGUUUCAGCCGCCUUUGCAAUCUUUGCUUAAGUUUCGUAACUUA
Suillus subalutaceus is the source of this 983-nucleotide messenger RNA. RefSeq lists its product as uncharacterized. The record is from RefSeq and is a predicted model, not a curated record. The coding region runs from base 191 to 970 and encodes 259 amino acids. The transcript has 4 exons. Lineage: Eukaryota; Fungi; Basidiomycota; Agaricomycetes; Boletales; Suillaceae.